This is a messenger RNA of Plasmodium vivax (malaria parasite P. vivax), 1928 nucleotides long. Its product is annotated as variable surface protein Vir28-related. Bases 435 to 1928 code for a protein of 497 amino acids. Lineage: Eukaryota; Apicomplexa; Aconoidasida; Haemosporida; Plasmodiidae. The record is from RefSeq and is a predicted model, not a curated record. The transcript has 3 exons.
UGUAACGACGAAUGUAUUUAACGUUAUUUAUUGUAUAGUAUUUUCUCAUCAUCUAAUUUUAUUUUCUUUAAAUAUUCAUUUUUUUAACAUAAAAAUUUUAUAAUUUACGAAACAUUUCUUACCGUUGUAAAUUGUCUAAGGAUAAACUGAUCACCCGCCAUGUAUAUCAUUAUAUAUAUUAAAUUAACACAAUUAUAAGCUCAAAAUAUAGCAUAUAGAAAAUUACGUUAAUACGUAUUAACAAAGAAUUAAUAUUAGACAGUAUUUUCAAGGAAUAACCAGAUAAAUCAUUAACUGUUUCGUAGUACAUAUAUACGAUUGAAUUAAAAAUACAUUUGCAUUUCAUAUUAACAUUGCAGUAAAUAAUAUAUCACAUUACAUUAUAUAUGAACCGAUUUAUACAUAUUAUUUAAAUUGUCUUUCUUCAAAACACAAUGUCAAGGAAUCCUCCAACCCUAUGGUAUUUCAAUUACCAUGACUACACUGAGAUAAAAAAUAUAUUUGAUUAUACACCAAGUGACAUAUAUGAUGUUAUAGUUGCAAACGAUUUAAUAAAACCCAUAAGUAAUACGACACCAAAGGAGCUAGAGUUACUUAAGACCUUUAAUGAUUUAAAGAAGAUGAUCCUACGUCACCCAUGUGUCAUUCGACAUGGUCAAGAGACCUGUUGUAAUUAUAUUAACUACUGGUUAAAUAAAACUGUAAGAGAUUCAGAGUAUAAUGUAAAUAAACAAAACUUUAAUAUUUUUGAUAAAUUUAUGCAAGAUGACCCUAAAAUUAAAGAAGGUCCAACUACAUGCAAAUCGAAAUUAAGCUAUAUGGACACUGAUACAUUUAAAAAAAUGGAAAAAUUAUAUGAUUUAUACGAUUAUUUCACAAAACUCAAAGAAAGUAAGGUUCCUACAACAUUAUGUCAUAACAUUAGUGAUUUAACUGAGAAGUAUGAAAGUGUAUUUAAGGAAUGUAAUGGGAAAGAUAAUAAUUUAUGUGAUAAGUUAACAAAUCUAAAAAACGUAAUCGUAAAAGAUAAAUUAGUUGCUAACAAUAUAUGUACAAAGGAAGCUUUUGAUUCAUUUAUUCUAAAAAUCGAUCCACCUCGUGAAGAACAAAAGGCGGUAACAGCACCUGCACAUCGUAGAAUCUCUGGAGAAGCACGUCCCCCAAACCCCGUUUCAGUUUCUUCACUACAAGUACAUGGUAGACACCCUGGAAAAACACAUCCCCCAAAACACGUUUCGGUUCCUUCACAAAAAGCACAUGGUAGACACCCUGGAGAAAAACCUACCCCACCCUCCGUUUCAGGUUAUUCAUCACCCGCACAAGGAUUGGAAACACAAGCACGGGUAGAGAGUGAACGAACAUCAUCAGUACCCUCAGAGCAAUUUCCACUACCACUACCACUACUACCAUUAGGACAAUCAGGACCAUUAGAAUCAUCAGAAACAGAAGAAACAGACGAAUACGCACGACCAAAAGGACUACCAGAACCAGAGCUACCACAAGUAGAAUUACAAGAAGAAGACCAAGUACAUGGACUAAAACAUGAUGUAGAUACUUUUCGCGAAGUGGAAGAAGAUACUUUCCUACAGGAAGGUGAUCAGCCAGCAGGUUCAACGAUGCCCACAUAUGACACAGGAACGAUAAUGGGAACGAUAAAAGGUGCCGUUUAUAACGUUUUAGAAGCCGUUGAACCGGUGCCUGUUCUUGGUGUAUCCGGUGGUAUGGGUGCAUUAUAUUUACUAUUAAAGUGUACUCCAAUUGGAUCUCUCUUUAGAAGAAAUAGAAGGAACAACCAAAAUAUCCCUAAUUUUUUCGAUCCACGAUACGGGGAACAAUUUUCAGGUUAUUAUCCGCAGUAUUAUAAUGAAGGUUUUUCAAAUUAUCGAAUGAAUAUAGCUUAUUAUCCUUCGUCAGAAGAACUAGACUAA